CUGAGCAAGUCAUUCUUAGACGUAAGGUAACGAAGAGGGAUCAGAAAGAUAAGAAAAAAAGAGACAGUGGUGUGUCCAUGGCUGAGGUUAUGGCGAAGGCGAAGAAAAUGCGUGAGGCGCGUGAACGUGUUUUGUCAACUGGGAGCAGUGGAUCAGCCGCUAAAGAUACCAGUGAAGAUCCUUUCGAAUCUGCAAUGCAAGCCCGGGUGGUGCAACUUAAUCGCAGGAAGGUGGAGGUGCAGCAAGCUCCUCGCCAGGAGGAAGACAGUGAACUGAUGAAAGAGAUGAAACGGAAAGCGAAGAGAGCUAGUCGGGCUUUCGUGGAAACCGAGAAAGGUCCACAUCUGUCGCCUGACGACAAUGUUUUCGUCCUUGACGUAAAUGAAGUGAGAUCCAUGAGAGACAAUGUCUCUAUUUCUAGCAGGGAGGGAGGUGACAAUGACUCGGUGCAUUCGCUGGAAACCGGAGUUAGAUUGGAGUCACCCAAACAAGUGAAGGACUUUGUUGACAGUUUGUUUGACCCUGUGCUUUCAGAGGGAGUAGAGGGUUUAUCGAAUGAGAUGGCAUUACAAGGAGCUUUGAAAGGCGGUGGAGGAGUGAAUCAGCCAAACAACACUGCAACAGCUAAUGGUGGUGCAUCAACAGGUUCAACAGCAGCUGCAGUGAAUGGACAGGCUCACAUUCAAGGGAAUGGAUUUGGUGGACAUCCAGCCGUUCACGCCCCGGGAAACGGUUACCCAGGAGUAAUGCAAUCGAAUGGUUUCCCAGGAAUGAUGGGUAUGCCUUCCAUGUAUUACGGAAUGCCCCAAGCAAAUGGUCCCUUGAGUAUACCACAGGCGAAUGGGUCCUUGGCUAUGCCACAACCAAAUGUACCCCUCAUGGGAGUCCCCCAAGCAAGCGGCGGGCCUUUGUUGGGUGGUCCAUUAUUCCAACCCAACAUGGAAACGGCAAUGCUGGCAGCUCAGCAGCAAGUUCUUAUUGAGCGCCUGAUAGCGCAGCAAGCACUCCUGCAACAACAGCAGACGGUAGCCUCUCAGAAGCAGCAGGAGCAGCUUUUGAUGCUCGCCAAACAGCAGCAGUCUCAGCUAGAGCAGAUGCAGUCCAUUCUUGCUGCUUCAAAUCAGCAGGAACAAACAGUGGACGGACCUGCACCUCCUUCCGUUGUCACUGCUACAAAUGGCCAUUCUGCGAGGUACACGGCUGCGACCACAGCUGAUGUUCCUUUACCUCCGCCUGAGUUUUCGGACAUUGGGAACUUGCCGCCACCUCCAUUGUACCCUCCUCUAUCACCCCAGGUGCCUGUCCCGGCACGCACUUCAUCGCUUCCUCCGCCACCACCAUCCACGCGAGAAGAACGAUCCUCUUCUUCUGAGGAGUUUCCAGCGCCACCUCCAGCCAUUACCGGAAGUACAGUCGAGAAUAUUGACACACCGGAGAGACCCGGACUUACGAGGCGAAGCACUGACAAGGUAGCGCUAGCUAUAGCUGCAUUGGAGGGGAAGUCAGGAGGGGAAGAGCUCCGCUCUCCUGGACCAACGUCUCCUCUCAGGCAUGGGGAGAGUUUUAGUUUUGCUAGCGAAUCUUCCCCCCGAAGGGAUAGUGCUGCUAAAGAAAGACCAGACUUAAACAAACGAGCUUCUUCGUCGCUAAAUUUUGUUGUGUUGUCUGACAAAAACAACGUUACAACUUUGCAUCCAAGGUGUACUGGACCAUAUCUUUCAUACAGUCAUGUGAAGUGGAAAUUCAACAUUCGCAAAGAGGUUUUCACGGCAGACGAGAAAAUGGACAAUAAUCUUAAACAGCGGUUGAUAUUUCUGCAGAUACUUCGCGAUUCGUACUCCAAUUGCUGCUGUAAAAUGUCACAUGAAGAUUGCAAACGGAUGCAGCUUUUAUUACAAAAAUAUGGCAUCACACCGGAGAGGCCCCACUCAAGUGUACCAGUGGAAGACAUCAUUAUCGAAGCUGCCAGACAGCUGCCCCUCUAUUUCAGCCGGUUCUUUGUCGUUAAGGGUCAGAAUGAAUUGCCGGAUGUGCAUUACUUAGCUGUGUCUGAACACGGUGUCAAGUUGGUGAAAAGAGAGAAAAUAACAGAUGAACUGGAAGUCAUGAGAAGUAUCCCGUACACGGAGUUGGUUAAGCUAAAGGUCCUUAAGGAUAAACUGACCCUAACGCUUACAAAAGAAGUUAAAGUUGUUGUUCAUACAGAAAGGGCUGCAGAGGCAAAGCAGAUUAUUGACACAUACCUCAGACAUUUGGAAAAGGAAGUGCAGUAUGUCCGUGCGCUAUAUGAUCACGUGAGCCCCGAGCCUGCUCUUCUUAACUUCAAGAAGGGUGACGUCAUAAAGAUUGUGCGUAAAGAUGAUUUGGAGGAGGGCUGGGUCUAUGGUGUGUUCAACAACCAAUCCGGAUAUUUUCCUGCUGAUUUCGUCACACACAUUCAAGAGGACCCUCAAGCAGUACCGUCCGCUCGCCCCGCCACCAUGGUCAAGGCAGCUUCCAUGGGAAGUCUACUAAAUCUAGAUCCUGAAGCGCCGAUACCUGGAGAGAUGCGUCCAAGGACUGGUAGUGUGAAAUCUACCAAGUCUGACAAGUCAGAAUAUAACUCCGAUAAACACUCCAUGAUGGAGUUUGCCAUGCAAUACUUCAGGCAUGGAAGAGAGGCUCUGGUGCGAGCAGAGGAUGGAACUAUCCGGGGGACAGUUAAGGUGCGAGGAACGCUGGGAAAGUCAUCCAAAGCAAAUCACAAGAAGGACAAGGAAGAGUGGUCGUGGAGUGGUCUCGCUGAACUCGUCAAAUACAGCAGAGCACCCAUCCAAGCAUCCCUUAUACGAAGAGAGUCCCCGCAGCUGAAUAAAUUAGCAGUGGAAACUUUCCAAACGAUUAUGAAGUUCAUGGGAGAUUUGCCCUUGUCCAAACAUCAAAAGGAAACGGAGCUUGUGUUUAACUUGCUUAAGACCUGUCGUGAAAUUCCUGCAUUAAGAGACGAGGUUUAUUGUCAGCUGAUUAAGCAAGUUACCAGUAACAAGAGUCCCAAACCUGAAAGUGCAAGUAGAGGCUGGCGGCUAAUGAUUAUCAUCACAGCUUACAUUGAGUGCUCAGAUAUUUUCAAGCCUUUCCUGGUAACGUUCUUACAGAGCACGGCUAGUGAUCCCAAGAGAGAGUUCCAUGGUGCUGCAGCCACUUGUGAGAUGAACUUGAUGAAGACUUUUAAGUACGGUGGACGAAAGACUCCCCCCAGUAAGGAGGAAUUGAAUCAGCUUGUGCAAGGACGGCAAACCAAACGCCAGGUGUUUGUUAUUCCUGGAGGAACACGAAUGCUGAAAGUCCAAACCAGUUCAACUGGUUUUGACGUCAUCAAGGAGAUGUGUGUUGACAUGGAUUUGGCAUCAGAGAUCUACUACAAGGAGUAUGGACUUUUCACCUUCAUAGAAGGACCAGAGAACUUAAUGGUACCGAUCCAAACUAAAGACUACAUAAUGGAUGUAGUCAGUUCCAUGGAGAGAGAAGGGAUCGCUUACAGUUUGCUGUUCCGCCGCGUUUUAUGGUUACAAGGCCUGAGACUCGAUAAUGAGCUGCUGGUCAGCGUCAUCUACCAUCAGGUGUUGCCAGACUACAUGGCGGGCUAUCUACUAGGAACACACGGUCGAUCCUUUGGCGAUGCACAGUUUCAGAAUCUCAUCGCUGAACUAGGAGCGCUACAGUAUCGAGCUCGUGAUAAAUCAAUCCUUCAUUCAAACCAUUCAGAAGUACAGACUCUAAUACCAAGGGGAAUGUUAGAGAGGCUACGACCCCAACAGUGGGUAAUUCUUAUACAAGAUCACUUCCGGAGCUGUCACAAAAUGACCCCUCAUCAAGCACGCCGGAAAUUCCUUGAAACUGUCACUAGGUGGCCGUAUUUUGGAUCAACUUUCUUCGAAGUCAAGAAAUGCAGCAACCCAGCGGUUUCAGGUGACUGUAUUGUGGCAGUCAAUAGAACCGGAGUUCAUUUCUUGAGUCAAACUUCGAUGCAAACGUUGCUGAGCGAGCCAUUUGUUAGCAUCAUCUCCACGCGGCUUUUAAUCUCGGACAAAAAGAGACAGUUCCUGGAUCUUAAAAUUGGAAAUACCAUGAUGCAGAAAGUCACACGUAUGGAGACAACACAGGCCAAAGAAAUUUCCAAUCUUAUAUACAAAUACGUGGCCGUACAUUCCUCGGCGAAACAAGAAGGCUAAACCCAAGGAUUACCAGUAAUAAUGAAAUCUUAGCUCUUUUCAUUGGAGAUCCCAGAAGGAUCUAGAAAUAUCAGAUCCUUAGAUAUUUCUAAGGAUCUGAUAGACGUAGUUAGAUAGACGUAGCAUGUUGUGACUAGUCUCUCUUUCAGAGCAUGCUCAGAGUAACGCAUCUCACACGCUACAUAAUUUCUCUCCCGGUGAGACUAAUGCAACAAUAACAAUAGCUAGAGAGAUGUGAAUUUUGGAAUAAACCCUGUAUAUAGGAUCAGUCACUUUGCUUGAUCCUCUCUGGUCAAUGCUGAAACUUUGCAGUGCAAAUAAUUUACAUGAUCAAUUUAUGUGCAACAGCAGUUGGAAUAUACCUACCAUUCGUGUACUUUUUAAAGGAAACAUGACUAAUUUGAAUUGUCCUGAUGUGGACAAAAUUAAGAAGUUUUGUACCAUUCAAAUGUUAAAUUAAAUUUAAUUAGGUGAAAUUAAGAAUCAAACUUCCCUGAAAUAUCAUUCUCUGAAGUAAAAAUUGUGUAUAUAUAUUCUCAGCAUUACUGCGGAGUUUGUGCCUGUAAGUUUAUGGGCAGCUUAAAUAUGGAGAUGUAACAUGAAUAAGGAUAAUUUUUUACGAGAUGAAUUGGAUUCUCACAAUGUAUUUCCAGUGACGUUUUUGAUUAAUUUCGUUUGUUAUGGUUUGAUGUGAAUGCGUUUGUCAACGAUUAUUAAGCGUGAAAUUUUUAGAUCUCCAUGUGCAGUUUACUUGGUAACAUUUUUGAAAUGCAAAGUUUGUCUUUUUCUAUUUGACGUUUAUUCUAUGUUUAUUCAUCGAUGAUAACACAGCCUUAAAUUAACUAAAUGUAACAAAGUGGGAAAUCUACAGUAUAGUGUAAAGGUUCUCUUCCCUAUUUUUCAAAUUGAGAAUUAGUCAAGUAGUCUGACAGCGUUCAUUAGUAUUAAAUUUUGUAUUGUAUGCUCCAAUUUUGAGAACCACAGACAAGUGCUAAGUUUUUCUAGAGUUGUACGAAACUAUCUGCGGGCGAGGUGGCGAAGUUCACGAGCAAGCUUGGUCACCAAGUUUUGCGGGAAAAUGAUGCUGCAAUAUUUACACAAGGAGUAGUCACAUAUUGAAUUGAAUAUUUUUUAUAUUAAUUUUGCGCGAUAUUCAGACUGCUUCACAAGGUAAAAUGAAAAAAUAUAUAUUAAUUUUACAAACCUAGUUUGUUAACAAAUCAAAAUGUAUAUUACUGGUACUUUGCAAAACAGUUCUUUAAGUCCUCGCUAGUACUACAAUAUAAAUCUUAACUUCAUCGAUUAUAAAGCAACUGAAAAAUGUAGUUACGAUAUUACCCUUAGUACGGUUGGUCCUAAGAGUAAAAUUGGGUUAUUUAGUGAGUUCGAGUUGGAGUUUUUGGGGUAGACGUAAAUUAUUGUAUUCAUCAAUUCAGAUUGAAAUAUUGUAGCAACUUAUGUUGAAAUACUUUGCUAUAGUUGGUCAGCAAUGAUCAGUUUAUGUAUUUAGCAGUAAUUUAUAAUUGAAUGUAGGUUAGUUAUACUUUGCUAUAUUUGUUCAGCAAUGAUCAGUUAAUGUAUUUAGCAGUAAUUUAUAAUUGACAGUAGGUUAGUGUGGUUGAAUUAAAAUAUAAAUCAGACAAAUAUCAGAUAAGGAAACAAAGCUACUGUCAGUGAAGAAUUUCUUAGUCUCGAUAAUGCAUUUUUCUAGAAUCACUUAAUUUUGCUUACAGUAUGUAUUGCACAACUUCACUGACAAUCGCACAUUUCUUUUCAAAUGUUAUACAGGAAUCAUAUAGUUCAUACGUAGACAGUAUAUUGAUUAAAAUGAAUAUUUCACGUAC
This is a messenger RNA of Stylophora pistillata, 6055 nucleotides long. RefSeq names its product unconventional myosin-XV. The record is from RefSeq and is a predicted model, not a curated record. Gene Ontology annotation, molecular function: ATP binding; protein binding; cytoskeletal motor activity. Lineage: Eukaryota; Metazoa; Cnidaria; Anthozoa; Scleractinia; Pocilloporidae. Gene Ontology annotation, cellular component: cytoskeleton; myosin complex.